Molecule: messenger RNA, 2279 nt
Organism: Miniopterus natalensis
Lineage: Eukaryota; Metazoa; Chordata; Mammalia; Chiroptera; Miniopteridae
Gene: SCG2
Product: secretogranin II
Biological process (GO): eosinophil chemotaxis; angiogenesis
Cellular component (GO): secretory granule
Molecular function (GO): chemoattractant activity; cytokine activity
Source: RefSeq, a predicted model, not a curated record
AUGGCAGAAGCUCAGACUCACUGGCUUGGAGCAGCCCUGUCUCUCAUCCCUUUAAUUUUCCUCAUCUCUGGGGCCGAAGCAGCUUCAUUUCAGCGAAACCAGCUGCUACAGAAAGAACCAGACCUCAGGCUGGAGAACGUCCAAAGGUUUCCCAGUCCUGAGAUGAUCAGGGCCUUGGAGUACAUAGAAAAGCUCCGACAGCAAGCUCACAAAGAGGAAAGCAGCCCCGACUACAACUCCUACCAAGGCGUCUCCGCUCCCCUUCAGCAGAAAGAAAACGGGGAUGAAAGUUCGAGGGAUUCCCUGAGCGAAGACGAGUGGCUGAGAAUCGUCCUUGAAGCCCUGAGGCAGGCCGAACAUGAGCCCCCGUCUGCACCAAACGAAAACAAGCCCUAUGCCCUGAAUGCGGAGAACUUCCCAGCGGACGCGGCCGAUGACUACGACACUCAGCAGUGGCCGGAGAGAAAGCUCAAGCACGGCCGAUUCCCUCCGCUGUACGAAGACACUUCCCGGGACAACCCCUUCAAGCGCACAAAUGAGAUCGUGGAGGAGCAGUACACCCCCCAAAGCCUUGCCACGCUGGAGUCUGUGUUCCAGGAGCUGGGGAAGCUGGCGGGACCCAACACCAGGAAGCGCGACAGGACCGAGGACGAACACAAGCUUUACGCGGACGAUGACGAUGACAUCUACAAGGCCAACAACAUCGCCUACGAGGACGUGGUUGGGGGGGAAGACUGGAGCCCGGCGGAGGAAAAACUGGAGAGUCAGACCCAGGAGGAGGCGAAGGACAGCAAAGAGCGUGUAGAAAAAACCGAACAAGCCAACGAGGAAACGAAGCGCUCGGGGCAGCUGGGCCUCCAGGAUGAUCCCCGCAAAGAGAGGAAAGACCAGCUCUCCGAGGAUGCCUCCAAAGUCGUCGCCUACCUGAAGAGGCUGGUGAGUGCCGCGGGGGGUGCGAGGGCGCAGAGCGGGCCGAAUGGCGAGAGAGCAGCCAGGCUUUUUGAGAAGCCCCUUGAUUCUCAGUCUAUUUAUCAGCUGAUUGAAAUUUCCAGGAAUUUACAGAUACCCCCUGAAGACUUAAUCGACAUGCUCAGAACAGGAGAGAAGCCAAACGGAUCAGUGGAACCGGAGCCCGACCUUGACCUCCCCGUUGACCUAGAUGACAUCUCAGAGGCUGACUUAGACGGCCCGGAUAUAUUCCAAAAUAAGAUGCUCUCCAAGAAUGGCUACCCCAAAAUACCUGGCCACGCUGGGACGGAGGCCCUGCCCGAUGGACUCACUGUUGAGGACAUUUUGAGCCUUUUAGGGAUGGAGGGUGCUGCAAAUCAAAGGCCCCCGUAUUCGCCCAGUCAGUAUAACCGAGAGAAGGUUCUGCCCAGGCUCCCCUACGGUCCUGGACGAUCGAGAGCAAACCAGCUGUCCAAAGGGGCCUGGAUGCCAGAUGUUGAAAACAGGCCAAUGGCAUAUGAAAACCUGAAUGACAAAGAUCAGGAGUUAGGAGAGUACUUGGCCAGGAUGCUAGUUAAAUACCCUGAGAUCAUGAGCUCGGCCCAGAUGAAGCGAGCUCCCGGCCAGGUCUCGGCCGAAGAGGAGCUACAGGGAGAGGACCAGGCGGAGCAGGCCGUCAAGGAACACGCCAAUCCCGGGGGCCCUCAGGAGACCGACAAGGCGGCCUCGGUGAGCAAAAGGCUCCCCGUGGGGCCCCCGAAGAGUGAGAAUCCUCCAAGCAGACAGUACUUGGAUGAAGACCUGCUGAUGAAAGUGCUGGAGCACCUCAACCAAGAAAAGGCAGAAAAGGGAAGGGAGCACAUUACUAAGAGAGCAAUGGAAAAUAUGUAAGAGGCUUUCAUUAAACGCCCUGCUUUCACUCCUCCUGCCCCAAGAAAACCCCAACAUUUCUCUUUCGUGUGUUGACCUCUAUCCUGUUAACACUGUAAUAUCUUUCAACCACGUGUGGACAGACGUCUCCCUGACGCUGGAGUGUCUGCUUCACUCACGCCGCGUUGUUCUCUUGUGUAUUGAUAGGUGUAAAUGUUAUGAUUUCUGGAUUAAAAAAAGUAAUUAUACCCCUUAUUUAAGAAAGAUACCUAUGAUCGUGUUUAACAGUGUAUCUAAUGGUCGUGGCAUUGUGGAUGCUCCCAUAUGAUAAAGUGUCUUAUAAUUCUCUGGAAAGUUUUUAAUAUUUAUUGAAUUAUUUUGUUAUUGUCUGUAGUGUUUCGUGGAGUACUGAAGCAAAAAAAAAAUAAUAAUAAAACAUUAUAAAUGUAUAGUUUUAUUUA